This is a messenger RNA of Cladophialophora yegresii CBS 114405, 1047 nucleotides long. RefSeq lists its product as uncharacterized. Gene Ontology annotation, cellular component: cytoplasm. Lineage: Eukaryota; Fungi; Ascomycota; Eurotiomycetes; Chaetothyriales; Herpotrichiellaceae. The transcript has 2 exons. The record is from RefSeq and is a predicted model, not a curated record. Bases 1 to 1047 code for a protein of 348 amino acids.
AUGCCAUCCUCGACUGUCACAUCGCAACCAACCCACCUCAUCAUAGUCUGCUGCCACGCCAUCUACCUCGGCGGCGGCAGUGAGGACGGAUGCGCCAACGAAUCAAACUGGCUGAUCGAGCCGUUCCAGACGGGCGAGACAGAGACGUACAUCCGGCAUAUCGAGGCCGGGGUGGCGGAGCUCGCGAGGAAUCCGGAUACCGCGAUUCUCGUGUUUAGCGGUGGGGCGACGAAGAGGGGGAGGACGUCGCGGAGUGAGGGGGAGGGAUACUUGGCCGUCGCCCUCGAAAAGAACCUCUUCGGUCUAGACACGUCGACAUCCACACCCACGUCGACAUCCACACCCACGUCGACAUCCACACCCACGUCGCCAUCCACACCCACGCUCCGGCCCCGCAUUUUCGUCGACCACUACGCAACGGACUCGUACCAGAACGUGCUCCUCCCACUGAUUCAGUUCCCGCUGUUUGCGCAAGAGCUCCAAGCACGACUUGGCGGCGCCAGCGUUGAGGCACUCUCACCCUCGCCCUCCACCUCGCCCUCAGAUACGGCAUCAGAUGACACCGCUGGCUCACAGGCACAAGUCCUUGUCAUGACAGCCACAGCCACGGACGCGGAUGCAGACGUAGACGCCAACCUGUCACGAUCAACCCCCACAUGGCCGACCGAAUUGACGAUAAUAUCCCACGCCUUCAAACGCCGGCGGUUUCUGGACCUACACGUCCCUGCGGUGCGCUUCCCCGUCGCCCGCACGACGUAUAUCGGGAUUGACCCGCCCUUUGACCCGGUAAGGAUGCCCGAGAUAGAAGAGGGGGAUCGGUUGAGAGGGUACGGCGCGUGGGAAAGGGAUCUGUAUGGCGUGGGGGACGUGCUGAGGCGGAAGAGGGAGACGAGGGGGUGGGAUGAGGGAGCCUUUCGCGUGGAGACCCUCGGCCGGUUUUCCCCCAAGGCGAGGAGAAAAGUGGAAAACGUGUUGGCGUCCAGGGGGCGAGAUGAUGGGAGGGCGCCGUGGGAGAGUGCAGACGCCGAAGAUGGUACUGGUACGUAG